UGACAGCUUUCAUUUCAAAAGCAAAAUAAAAAAUGUAAACAAAACAUAAAAAGUACAUGUAGACAACAUAAGACAAAUAGCAGAAAAUUGAAUUUGAAAUAUUUUUAAUGCUAUGAUGACUUUUAUAAAAUGUAAAUUAAAUAAAAGCAAUAGAUCCUGUCAGGAUGAAAAUCGCAUAUUAUUUUACUCUGGAAACAACAAUGACAAUAAUCAAAAGAAAAAUAGUUGGACGACUGGCCACUGGGUAAUUUUUGUCACUUUGCUUUUAUCAAUUUUAUUUGUAAUUAUUUGUAUGUAUGAAAAAUUUGUCGAUGAGAGGUCUAUCCUAAGCUUGUCUAAGCCCAUAAUGUACAUAACGACAAUAUUUAAAACGUUGAAUAGAUUGGGUCAGGAGCACACUGUAAUUGAGAAGGUCAUAUCAUGUUAUUACAAUACGCCUACUCCUGAGGCUUCAAAUCAACUAAUGCCCAAUAACAUACAUCCUCAUCUUUGUACACACAUUAAUGUGGCAUUUGCACGUGUGGUGGAUAAACAGAUUAGCCUUGAUGAUUCACAGUAUAAGGCCUUAAUGCAACUGCAAAAGCUGAAGUUGCUAAACCCAAAUCUUAAAAUAUUGCUGUCAGUGGGCGGUGCUGGAAAUAACAAUGGGUUUUCUGAAAUGGUCAUUGAUCAUGCAUCAAGAAAAGUAUUUAUAAAAUCAAUUAAGAUGGUUUUGAGGAAUUAUACAUUAGAUGGAAUUGAUUUGGAUUGGGAGUUUCCAGGAUUCAAAAAUGAACUAGAUAUAUCAAAGCGAGAAAGGCAACAUUUUUCUCAGCUUCUUCAAGAAAUCAGGCGGGAGUAUGUCAGAGAAAAACAGAACUAUUUACUGACAGUGGCUGUGCCUGCUCAACAAACAAUUUUGGAUGUGUCGUAUGAUGUUGACCAACUAAAUCUAUAUACUGAUUAUGUUAACAUUAUGACAUAUGAUUUUCAUUUCUACUCCAAAUACACACCAUUCACGGGGCUUAAUUCCCCAUUGUUUGCCAGGUCUUCUGAACAGUUAUUCUUGUCAUCUCUCAACAUAAAUUUUACAGUUCAUAUGUAUAUAGAUAAAGGCCUUGACAGAAGUAAGAUCGUUGUUGGAGUGCCUACAUAUGGCCACACAUUCUCAUUAGUCAAUGCAGAUAAUACUAAAAUAGGGAGCCCAGCAUCUGGAUUUGGAUCCCUUGGCUCUCAAGGAUUUGUAAGCUACCCAGAUAUAUGCACUUUCAUUAAUUCCUCAAUUAAUGUGACAGUUGAACUGGAUAAAGAAGCAAAGGUGCCAUAUUUAUUCAAAGAUUUAGAUUGGGUAUCUUAUGAUACUCCACAAAGCAUUAUUGAAAAAGCAAUUUACAUAAAGGAUUACAAUUUACGUGGUGCCAUGAUAUAUUCCCUGAACGCUGAUGAUUAUGGAGGUGUUUGUGGAGGCGAUCAUGGAGAGGGUGUUAAGUUUCCAUUAUUGCAAUCAGUAACAGAUGUGUUGUUAAAGAAUACCAGCCUGAGCCAAGAAGAGAAAGGUGUAUACUAAACUGAUCCAUAAAAAUUAAAAUACUUUACUGAA
Messenger RNA from Amyelois transitella, 1579 nucleotides. RefSeq names its product chitinase-3-like protein 2 (gene Cht11). The record is from RefSeq and is a predicted model, not a curated record. Gene Ontology annotation, cellular component: extracellular region. Gene Ontology annotation, molecular function: chitin binding; chitinase activity. Bases 113 to 1546 code for a protein of 477 amino acids. Lineage: Eukaryota; Metazoa; Arthropoda; Insecta; Lepidoptera; Pyralidae. Gene Ontology annotation, biological process: chitin catabolic process; carbohydrate metabolic process. The transcript has a single exon.